AUGAGCAACCGUAAAAAUACAGCAGCUAGUUUACUGUUACGGCAAUAUCGAGAGCUGACAGACCCCAAGAAGGCUAUUCCUUCAUUCCACAUAGAACUUGACGAUGAUUCUAAUAUAUUUUUAUGGAAUAUCGGGGUGAUGGUACUGAAUGAGGACUCGAUCUACCAUGGCGGGUAUUUCAAAGCUCAGAUGAGGUUCCCUGAAGACUUUCCAUUUUCACCACCUACAUUUAGAUUCACACCGGCUAUCUAUCACCCAAACGUCUACCGUGAUGGCCGACUAUGUAUUUCGAUCUUACACACGAGCGGCGACCCCACGUCUGAGGAGCCUGAUUCGGAAACUUGGUCGCCAGUUCAGACCGUCGAGAGUGUACUCAUCUCAAUAGUAUCCCUCCUGGAGGACCCGAACAUCUCAUCACCGGCCAACGUGGACGCGGCCGUCGAUUAUAGGAAGAACCCAGAGCAAUAUAAACAGCGAGUGAAGCUAGAAGUGGAGAGGUCAAAGCAGGACAUUCCUGAGGGCUUCGUAAUGCCUACAUCUCAAACAGCAUACGUGUCGCAAAAGCAUGCCGAACCUGAGGAGUCGCGGGAUUUGGGAGACAAUUUUUGGUACGAUAGUGACAUGGACGAGGAAGACGGCGAGGACGGCGACAACAUCUACAGUUACGACGACGAAGACGAUCAGGAUAUCCAAUUCGAAGACGACGACGACGACGAUGAAAGCAUGGAUAACGAUAGUGUCAUGGAUAGGAAACAGCCCAAUAAGGGAGAGGACGAGAGUGACGACUUGGAAGAGGAUAUGAAGCUAGAAAAUAAGUAG
Molecule: messenger RNA, 819 nt
Organism: Lachancea fermentati
Lineage: Eukaryota; Fungi; Ascomycota; Saccharomycetes; Saccharomycetales; Saccharomycetaceae
Source: the annotation of a GenBank genome assembly